GUUGGUAGAUUAAAGUUUUAUUUUAGUAUAUGUAUUAACAAUAAUUACGUGGAGAACACUAUGGUACCAAAUCAAAAUAAAUCACUUCAAGUAAACCACAAUGAAAAUAAUUAUAGCACUAAAAAUUACGAAGAAGCGUAUCGCCGAUCAUUAGAAGAUCCUGAAGGUUUUUGGGCCGAAGUUGGUUCUGUAGUCGAUUGGUAUAAGCCCUGGGAUAAAGUAUUAGAUAAUAGCGCUCAACCUUUAACUGAUUGGUUCAUUGGAGGCCAAAUAAAUGCAUGUUACAAUGCAAUUGAUAGGCAUAUCAAGAAUGGUAAGGGUAAAAAAAUUGCCUUAAUCCACGAUAGUCCAGUAACUAAAUCUGUGAAAAAUAUUACAUAUGAUGAUCUUUAUGAAAAAGUAUCGCUGUUAGCGGGUGCUUUAGUUAAUUUAGGUGUAGUAAAAGGAGAUCGUAUUUUGAUUUACAUGCCACUUAUCCCCGAAGCUAUAAUUGCAAUGUUGGCUGUUGUUCGUAUUGGAGCUGUUCAUUCCGUGGUGUUUGGAGGAUUUGCAGCUCGUGAACUUAGUGCACGUAUCAAUCAUGCUACACCUAAGAUUAUAAUAGCUGCUAAUUGUGGAAUCGAACCGAAUAAAAUAGUGAGGUAUAAAGAUAUCUUAAACUCGGCUUUAGAUCGAGUUACAGAAAAACCUAAGAAUUGUAUUAUAUUUCAAAGACCAAAUAUGGAACCUUCACUAUUAACUCCCGGUGUUGAUAUAUUGUGGUCUGAUGCUCUGUCAACAGCUAAACCUCAUCCCUGUGUGCCUGUUGAAGCUAACCACCCACUUUACAUAUUAUAUACAUCAGGAACUACUGAUAAACCUAAAGGAAUCGUUAGACCAACUGGAGGGCAUAUUGCAACACUGUGCUGGACAAUGAGUUGCAUCUAUGGUAUGAAAGGAGAUGAUGUUUGGUGGACUGCAUCGGAUAUGGGUUGGGUAGUUGGACAUUCAUAUAUAUGUUAUGGUCCUCUUUGCGCUGGACUUACAUCAGUUAUGUAUGAGGGCAAGCCAGAUAGAACACCUGACCCUGGACAAUAUUUUAGAGUAAUACAAGACCACAAAGUAAAUGGCUUGUUUACGGCUCCGACUGCAUUAAGAGUCAUUAAAAGAGAAGAUCCAGUUUUAGAGUUUGGUAGCAAAUAUAGCACAAAAUCAUUGAGAACUUUAUUUGUAGCGGGAGAACAUUGUGAUCAUGAAACAUUGAUAUGGGCUGGAAAAACUUUAAAAGUGCCAGUUUUAAACCAUUGGUGGCAAACUGAAACUGGUCAUUCAAUUACAGCUACAUGUCUUGGCUUUGGACAUAACUUAAACCCUCCUAUGUUCUCUGCUGGUUUGCCAUUCCCUGGAUAUGAUGUAAGAAUUUUAAAAGAAGACGGUAGUCCAUGUCAACUUCUCGAAUUAGGAAGAAUUGUGGUUAAACUGCCAUUACCACCUGGAGUUAUGUCUUGCUUGUAUAAUGCCCCUGAGCGAUUUAUAAACACAUACUUUAAUAACUACAUUGGUUACUAUGAUACAAUGGAUGCUGGUUAUGCCGAUGAAAAUGGAUAUAUUUAUGUCACAGCUAGAGACGAUGAUGUCAUUAAUGUAGCUGGACAUCGGCUGUCAACAUCUGCAUUAGAAGACGUAAUUCUAUCUCAUCCGGAUAUUGGUGACGCUGCUGUAUUUGGUGUUCCUGAAAUCACAAAAGGAGAAAUACCUUUAUGCCUUUAUAUAAAAAAUAAAAAUUGCAGUAAAAAUGAAGAAGAAAUUAAUAAUGAAAUCGUACAAAAUGUUCGAGAUUUAAUAGGACCAAUAGCAUCGUUUCAUUUGUGUGCAUCUGUACAAGGUUUGCCAAGAACACGAUCAGGAAAAACAGCAAGGAAAUCCUUAGCAAACUUAGCCAGUGGAAAAAAAGUUAUGAUAUCAAGUACAAUAGAAGAUCCUUUAGUAUAUAUGAAUAUCAAGCAGGUAUUACAAAACCUUGGUUACGCUAAAAAUGCUCCAGACCCUGAAAUUGAAUAAUAAUCAUGGAUAUAUUUAAUUAAAUAUUUAAAUGUAUACUAUUUAAUUUGUUUUUAAAUUAAAAUUUGUAUUUUAAUUUUUGAUAGCGCAACACUGAUAUGUUGUUCAAAAACUAACCGUUAACAAAGUACCUAUUUAAUAUAUAAUUCGUAGAGAUAUGGAUUAAAAAAAAAGUUAAAUGGAUAAUCUUAAAUGGCACUAAACCAUAAUAAGUCCUAUGAAUUACAUAUUAUAUAUUAAUAUGGUAUAAAAAUAAUUAUACAUGAAUUUAUGCGUAUUUAAGGAAGAUCAAUUUUUACAAAAUAA
This is a messenger RNA of Sipha flava (yellow sugarcane aphid), 2346 nucleotides long. Its product is annotated as acyl-CoA synthetase short-chain family member 3, mitochondrial. The record is from RefSeq and is a predicted model, not a curated record. NCBI's taxonomy places the organism in Eukaryota, Metazoa, Arthropoda, Insecta, Hemiptera, Aphididae. The transcript has 15 exons. Bases 61 to 2040 code for a protein of 659 amino acids.